Molecule: messenger RNA, 1522 nt
Organism: Trichoderma citrinoviride
Lineage: Eukaryota; Fungi; Ascomycota; Sordariomycetes; Hypocreales; Hypocreaceae
Product: Mov34-domain-containing protein
Exons: 2
Coding region: 194-1270 (358 amino acids)
Biological process (GO): translational initiation
Cellular component (GO): eukaryotic translation initiation factor 3 complex, eIF3m
Molecular function (GO): metallopeptidase activity; translation initiation factor binding; translation initiation factor activity
Source: RefSeq, a predicted model, not a curated record
ACAAAAUCGGCGAAAUUGGAGACCAUCGCGAAGAAAAAAAGCGUGAGCCGAACCAUUUUUCGAGAGCAGCCGGCGCCACUCGUUUUUUUCUCUCUCCCCUUCCCACCCCCCACUUCUUCGACCUUGUCAUAACGCAUCGCAAGGGAGAAAAGCUCGACAAUCCUCCUCGUUGUCGAUUCUCCUCUCGCCCAGCAUGGCUGCCGCUACCGAACGGUUUUUACACCUCGCUCGCCCGCUGGCUCACACGAAUAUCGGGCUCCAGACGAACAUUGCCCCGCUCACUGUCCAGAUCCAGCCUCAGGCUGUCCUCUCCAUCCUCGAUCAUGCCGUUCGACGAGAUGUCCGUGAGAACUCCCAGUCCACCCGGGUCAUCGGCGCCCUGGUAGGCACCCGCUCCGAAGAUGGCACAGAGGUCGAGGUCCGCCAGUGCUUCGCCAUCCCCCACACCGAGGAGGAGGACCAGGUCGAGGUCGACGUCGAAUACCAGAAGAACAUGCUCGCCCUGGUCCUCAAGGCCUCCCCCCGCGAGUCCCUGCUCGGCUGGUACACCACCUCCCACGAGCUCAACAGCUUCAGCGCCUUGAUCCAGAACUUCUUCGCCGCUCCGGACACCGGCACCUUCCCUCACCCCGCCAUCCACCUCACCAUCUCCACAGAGCCCGGCAAGGAUAUUGAGACGAGAUGCUACAUCAGCGCCCCUGUGGCCGUCAAUGCCGAGCGAGCCGCCGAGAGCUGCCUUUUCAUCCAGGUCCCCCAUAAGAUGCUGUACGGAGAUGCCGAGAAGAGUGCCCUCGAGGCCGUCGCCAGCGCCCGCGACGUCGAGUCACGGACUGCGCCCUUGGUAUCGGACAUUGAGAGCCUGGGCCGAUCCAUCGAGCAGACCAUUGGCCUUCUGGACCGUGUCAGCGAGUGGGUCAACGGCGUACUGGACGAGGACGUCGAGCCCAACAAUGCCCUGGCGCAGUAUCUCAUGAGCGCCCUAUCUCUGGCGCCCAAGGUCGACGCUUCUCAGAUCGAGCACGACUUCAACAACCACAUCCAGGACGUUCUCAUGGUCAGCUACCUGGCCAACACCAUCCGAACGCAGAUCGACCUCUCUCAGCGACUGGCUGUAGCCAACCUGGUCAGCGGCGAGAAGGAGGAGGGCAAGAAUGACGGCGAAAAGGGCGGCCGAGGCGGCGGCAAGCGUGGCGGACGCGGCGGCGGCAGGGGUGGUGGUCAACAAAGAGAGCCUCGAGAGCCUCGCGAGCCUCGAGAGCCCACCGAGUAAACCAAGAAGAAUUGCAUCGGAAAGGGUAAUUAGCAGCUACAACGAUCGUCUUUGGGCUUAAUUUGUUUUUUUCCCUUUCCAUCCCGGCAACUAAGCCCCCCCAAAGCAGAAAAGACCCUACAAGAGGAAGGGAAAAGAGGAAUUUUGGAAGUGGAAAACAAAAAAAGGAACGCGCCUGAGGCGUCUUUGGAUGAACGGGGUGGGAGAGGGAGAGGGACUGGGCAUGUAUCGUGUCGGUGUUCCAGCAAUACA